AAUCUUAGUUGUCCAAUGCCCCAGAAGAAAGGAGUGCCUGGCUAAAACUCAUCACUCACGUGCAUGCAGUGAGUUGCACUAAAUGUAUGAGAGAGAAAAAGAAACUAAGAUAGAGGAGGGAGGAGGGGCCCCAUAGUUUCCUGACAAAGCUGAUCUUGAUGUACCAGCAAGAGAAAUAGAAAUCACCAUAAUGGCAUAAUCUAGCCAACCAAAGUAGAAAUGAAAGCUACACAGCACCUUACUAGAAAAAGAAGUAUGCAAGGGAACGUGGUAAAAAGUAUCACUUUUAACACCACCAUUUUCUUCUUACUCUCUGAAUCAUCUAUCCCCCGCAAUCCUCUUUUCAGUCCCCCACACACACUCUCUCUCCCUCUCUUUACAUCUGCAUAUGUAAAGGUCUGUGUCUGCCUCACUCCUCUUAUGUUUCAAAUGCUCAGUGGAUGAACAAGUAACAAAUCAUUUUUCUGCAUUUUUUCAGGAGACGGUAAAGAUGGAAGCAGCUGCUCUGUUCCAAGUUUUUGAAGCAGUAAGCUUUUGAGAUCUUGGUAAAGGAAUACCUCCAUUAGCUUCAAAAUGCCAGUUCCGCUUGCUCCAUAUCCUACACCACCAACGCCAUUUACACCACCUGCUAACGGAACACAGAGCCAGCUUGUGUGUUCUGGAUGCAGAAAUCUAUUACUCUAUCCAGUUGGAGCAACAUCUGUUUGCUGUGCAGUUUGCAAUGCGGUCACAGCAGUACCACCUCCGGGCACUGAGAUGGCUCAGUUGGUUUGCGGAGGCUGCCACACAUUACUAAUGUACAUCCGUGGAGCAACAAGCGUGCAAUGUUCUUGCUGUCACACAGUCAAUUUAGCUAUGGAAGCAAAUCAGGUAGCACAGGUAAAUUGUGGCAACUGCCGCACGCUGCUGAUGUACCAAUAUGGGGCACGAUCAGUGAAAUGUGCAGUGUGCAAUUUUGUGACAUCAGUAGGGGUUGCAACGAGCACAACUGAGCAAAAGUUUAACAGCUAAUUUUAAAGCAGCUGAGCCAGUACUGCAAACUUUUAUGACUGAAGUUGUUGGGUUAUGUGUCAGCGGCAUUGCAGCUACCAUCAACCAGAGGAAAUUUCUACUUGCUACAAGUAUAGAGCUAUUAUAGAGCUUUUUUUCCCUCGCGUAUCUGUAAUAGAAUAAGCAGUUUUGCAGGUUGGGCCUACAAAAGGUAUUGUAUAUAAUGGUAUUGCGUCUGUAAGUCUGGCUGAAAAGUCCCGGAUAGUAAAGACUCCUUUUCACCUA
Molecule: messenger RNA, 1275 nt
Organism: Lycium barbarum (goji berry)
Lineage: Eukaryota; Viridiplantae; Streptophyta; Magnoliopsida; Solanales; Solanaceae
Product: protein LOL1
Exons: 6
Coding region: 574-1011 (145 amino acids)
Source: RefSeq, a predicted model, not a curated record